Danaus plexippus (monarch butterfly) is the source of this 5230-nucleotide messenger RNA. RefSeq names its product paired amphipathic helix protein Sin3b (gene Sin3A). Lineage: Eukaryota; Metazoa; Arthropoda; Insecta; Lepidoptera; Nymphalidae. Bases 358 to 4473 code for a protein of 1371 amino acids. Gene Ontology annotation, cellular component: chromatin. The transcript has 31 exons. Gene Ontology annotation, biological process: negative regulation of transcription by RNA polymerase II. The record is from RefSeq and is a predicted model, not a curated record. Gene Ontology annotation, molecular function: transcription corepressor activity.
CGUUCGUGCGCGGAGGGUUUGUUUGCGUCCCGCUUGGCCCCGCGCCCCCUCCAGACCCCGCCCCGCAGCAGCUAGAUAGAGAAGAGCUGGUGUUAGAGUGAGACGACGCUAUGGCAGUGUCGCAACCUCGCCCACCUGACCGUGUUGACGCCGCGUUCGAAAAAGUUGCGCCGUUGCGCUAUUUGGAGGCGCACGAAUGUGCUUGCUCGGAGCUCACAGUGACGCGUUAUUAUCAUAAACCCUUGUCUUAAAACUGUUUUUUGAAUCGUCAGGUGGAAUAACGUUUCAUAAUCCGUAUUGACGUUCGAUUUGGACGCUGAAUAUUACUGGUGAUUGUGUGAUGGAAGGCUGAUCGCCAUGAUGAAGAGAACGGGUCCCCGCUUGGGCCCUGAUGAGCCCUCGCAGCUUACCCCUUCACCCGCUCAGAUACAACAGGCGGGUGCGAGCAACAUACAUAAUAUAAGUCAAUCGGGACAACCACAAUUGUUGGGUGCAGCUACUAUGCUGUCUGUGGGCGGAAACUUCAGCCGUCCACGUGGUAAUCCGCCCGUCAUCAACUAUCUGAAGGCUAACACUGUUCAGUACGCGCCGCCCAAACCACAGGCGCCAAGACUCAAGCUGGUGAGCCAACAGCCAGCCUUAAUCCCCGGCCGUCAAUCUCCGCUGGGAGGUCCCCUGCCAGCACCUCCAGCUGCUCAGUUCCAGCGGUUGAAGGUGGAGGAUGCCUUAUCGUACUUGGACCAGGUCAAGUACAAGUUCAACACACAGCCUCAGGUCUACAAUGACUUUCUUGAUAUAAUGAAGGAAUUUAAGAGUCAGACUGUCGCUUCCAGGAUCGACACGCCCGGCGUCAUCACCCGGGUAUCGAACCUGUUCAAGGGACAUCCGGAGCUGAUCGUCGGCUUCAACACCUUCCUACCGCCGGGGUAUAAGAUCGAAGUACAGAGUAAUGGACAGGUCUCUGUGUCGAUGCCAUCGCCCACUGGUGCAGGCUGUCCGCCAGCAGGCGCCGUGGGCGUGGGAGUGGGCGCCAGUGGUGGCGUGGGCGUGGGCGGUGGUGGUAACGCCGUUGGCGUGACCGGUGCCGGUGUCAUGAUGGGUGUCCAUCACCCUCCACCCCAACCACAACUAGUCCAUCUGCUGCCUGUACCACAGUCUGUCAGUAACGCGAUCGUUCAUAACCUGUCUGUGAAUGCCACGGCUACCAACACCCUGCAUCAUAUAUCACAAGCUCAUCAGCAGAUCGAGGCUGCAGCCAUACACCAUCCUCCAGGUUCAGCAGCUAAUGCCAGCGCCAGUCACGCUGCUGCAGGUCAACCGGUGGAGUUCAACCACGCUAUUGAAUACGUCAAUAAGAUUAAGUCUCGUUUCUCACGCCAACCGGACAAGUACAAGCGUUUCCUUGAGAUAUUACACGCGUAUCAGAGGGGGCACCGGGAUCUCAAGGAACCCCACGCCAAGCAGCAGACGGAACAGGAGGUGUACGCACAGGUGGCGAAAUUAUUUGAGAAGCAAGACGACUUGCUGGCCGAGUUUGGUCAGUUCUUACCUGACGCGAAGGCUGUGACCAAGCCGACGCCCAUACCACCUCAUUCGAGAUCACCACCGCCGCAGGUAAAAAUUGUCCGUAUGGAAGCUGAACUAGACCGCUUCCCCAGCUCGACGCCGUCAUCCCCUCCACAUGGGGCCGUGACACACGUGACGCACGCGACACACGUGACACCAGCACCUACACCGACACACGCGGCACACGUGACUCACGUGACACACGCUCACGUCCCGCCCCAGCCACAUCCAGUACACACACAGCCGCCUGCGCCCAAACACACCAGCGCCGCAGUAGUCACGCCACAACAUCACCUCAAACGGUCGCCCAGCUUCACGUCAACAACACAAAUAAGUUCAGGUGCGCCAGCAGCCAAGCGAGCCAGGGUCCGUGAUCUAUCAGUGUCCGAGGCUGGUAAAAUGGCCGCCGCCAGUGACUAUUCGUUCUUCGACCGUGCUAGGAAGGCCUUAAGAUCGCAGCAUGUAUAUGACAACUUCUUAAGAUGUCUCCUGUUAUUUACAAACGAGAUAAUAUCAUCAUCUGAGCUGUUAUGUGUGACGGCGCCGUUUCUGUGUCGCCACCCUGAGCUACAGAAGUGGCUUCAAGACUUUGUAGGACCUGUGUCACCACCACACACACCCACAAACACACAUACAGGUGGAUACAACAAUAACUUCACAAGUUCAAGCAACCUUCUAUACGAACGUACACGUUUAGGGUCAGAGAGUAAAAAUAGAUAUGAACCCUUGGGUCCACUGGGAGCUCAAAUGAGACACGAGAGACCUCAAGGAGAUGCUGCUAUGGAUAUAGAUCUAUCGACGUGUAAACGUCUGGGCACCUCGUACUGCGCCCUGCCACGGGAAGCAGCCGCUAGGAAAUGUUCAGGACGAACACCGCUCUGCAAGGAGGUACUAAAUGACACGUGGGUGUCGUUCCCUACGUGGAGUGAGGAUUCUACUUUCGUGACAUCACGGAAGACUCAAUAUGAAGAAUAUAUAUACCGCUGUGAGGACGAGAGAUUUGAGCUGGACGUGGUCAUAGAGACGAACGCAGCAACAAUCAGAGUAUUGGAAGGAGCUCAGAAGAAGUUGUCUCGAAUGAGUCCAGAAGACGCUGCCAAGUACCGCCUGGACGACUGUCUCGGCGGACAUUCACCCACCAUACACCAGAGGGCGCUCAAGAGGAUCUACGGCGACAAGGUGGCUGUGGACAUUAUAGCUGGUUUGAAGAAAAAUCCUGUUGUGGCCGUGCCGGUAGUGCUGAGACGGCUUAAAGCCAAGGAGGAAGAGUGGAGGGAGGCACAGAAGGGCUUCAACAAACAAUGGCGCGAACAGAACGAGAAAUAUUAUCUCAAGUCCUUAGAUCACCAGGGGAUAACGUUUAAGCAGAACGAUUUGAAAGCUCUGCGCUCCAAGUGCUUGUUCAACGAGGUCGAAAGUGCGUUCGCUGUGAGGAAACCCGGGCCGCAUCUGUUGAGCGACUACGGCACCAAGUCAAGACAUGAAGCUAUCAAGAUAGCCCGUGAUGCUGCGGAAUUGCUGAUACAUCACGCUCGCCGACAGACCGGCAUCCAGAAGGCCGAGAAGAGGCGCAUCAAACUCCUGCUGAGGCAGUUCCUGCCGGAUCUCAUGGCGCAUCCGCGACUUCCGCUCAGCGACGACGAGCAUGAAGAAGAAAAGGAAGAACCAACGAGUCCCGGGAGCCCAACGGCUGAUCAGGCUGACGAGAAGACGACAGUCAAAAAUGAAAAGCAAGAGUCCUCGGAAUCCGAUAACGCGUCUGAUAAAAGUAGCCGCAACAACAAAAAUGAUAAAGAAAACAAACCAAAAAAUAACAACACGGAAACUAAAGACAGCACAAAUUCAAUAAAACGAAGCAUAAGCAAUGAGGAGGCCAGCAUCAAAAUGGAGCUAAAGAAUGAAAACGAUCUCGAAGACGACUACAGAGAUCACCCGCCUAACGAGUCCCGUUUCGUGUGUACAUCAUCGUGGUACCUGUUCCUACGGUUGCAUGGUGUGUUAUGCGCGAGGCUGUGCGGUGCUAGACAGGCGGCACAGCAGCUGGCUGCGGGUGAAGCAGCACGAGCGUCCACACGACCACCCAGCGUGGCGGCCGCGCUGCGACUGAAGCCGACAAAUCUACCAGCGGAUGCGUCAUCUCCGUCGGAGUACUACAACGCCUUACUGGAGCUGGUUAAAGGUGUCCUAGAUGGGAAUGUGGAAUCGUCGGCAUACGAGGACGCGGCCAGGGAGAUGCUUGGUAUCAAGGCUUACCCGCUAUACACACUAGAUAAGGUCGUCUCUAUCGCUGUCAGACAGCUCCAACAUUGUGUGUCUGAGAGUUGGUCGGUUCGUGCGACUGAGUUGGCAUCCCGCGGUCCCCGAGGCCCGCCUUACAUCAGACGAGCGUUGAGAGCUCUCAGACCACACCACACCGCCUUCCUUGUUACAUUUUACUUCGGCGACACAUGCAAGGUUGGCUUCGAGCUGAUGGAAGCGGCUGGCGAAGGUCGCGCCUCUCCUCACAGAGACCAGCGCUUGUCACCAACACAGUCCCGUCGAGACACGAACGGCGAUGCGUCCGUCCGUCACGGUGGCUGGUCGCCGUAUCGUUACGCGCCGAUCGCUACCAACAAGCCGGUGUUCCUGAGGCGGAACGCAAGGAGAUCGGGCGCAGGGGCGACGGGGGCGCACACCGCUAGCGCUCCGCCGGACAUCAGCGAAGCCCCCGCCCACGCCAGGAGAAGAAAACCGCCCAGGUUACACGACCACGACUGCGGAGUCACAAGCGGAGCGAGGUUAGCGGCGUGUCGUCCUCAUCAGCUAUACCGCGCGGGUUGUCUGACGGCGGCUCGCGUGUCACACGCGCGCCUCUCGGCCGCCAGGAGGACGAGGUUCAGGACCUGGUUGGACUCCAGAACACAUUAGACUAGUGCUUACUAUUAGUGCAUCCACACGGACGGUUUGGAGUUCGACGGACGUGAUAGCAUUUAGUAGACUAACAAUCUCAUAGUGGUCGCCGUGUACUGAUAUAAUACAUAUUACAAACUUAGAAUCUUCAAUAGACUUAAAGCUUACGAAGCUCGUUACAUGACUACAAGUACUUGCUAUAAUAAAAUUCAUAUUACACAAAGUCAUUUCUUCCCAAUGACGAUCUCUCGAUCAGUUUCAUAGUAACCGUAGCUUGUCGUUUUCAUUUCCGCCGUCGUGACCGUUUUACAUAUUUGAAAGAGUUUAAAUUUUGAUUUUAAUAUUCUGUGUUUCGGUUCGUAUGCUUGAAACGGUCACCCGCGUGUUAUUGUUGUGAAUCUAUUUAUUUCUUAUUCUCCGUUUCCAUCAUUAUGAUUUAAAAAGGUCAUUUUAAGAAAGGGAAGCGGGAGGAUAUUAAGAAAUCGGUCUAUAAGGAAUACAGGGUACUGUAUUAUCUCGAAUAAUUAAAAGGCAUAGCUCAAAAUUUGGACCGAUUUCGCAUCUGGGUCACGUUUUAGUGGCCCGGAGACGUAGGAUUACGAGCUACCAUAUUAAUCAGACCCCUGUAAAUAUAACUGGUUAAUGUAGUAGUAAAAGAUCUCCGAUUGAAAGUACACUUGUAUAUAGUGUGGCAGUGAUUAAGUUGAUACUGUUGAAGAACCAAUCUUGUUGAUUCAAUAAAUGACUUCAAAAUAAAUAUUAUUAUAUUUAUAAA